Messenger RNA from Debaryomyces hansenii CBS767, 1446 nucleotides. RefSeq lists its product as uncharacterized. The coding region runs from base 1 to 1446 and encodes 481 amino acids. The record is from RefSeq and is a predicted model, not a curated record. The transcript has a single exon. Gene Ontology annotation, biological process: proteolysis. NCBI's taxonomy places the organism in Eukaryota, Fungi, Ascomycota, Pichiomycetes, Serinales, Debaryomycetaceae. Gene Ontology annotation, molecular function: peptidase activity.
AUGGUAAUGGGAAGCUACGAAGUCAUUGAUUGCUUUAGAGUAAAGGAUAUAAUUAACCAUCGAAUUCGCUUCGAGGUGCCUCUUUCGUACUAUGACGAAUCUGAUGAGAGAACGAUUUCAAUUGUGGCUAAUUUGACGCAAAAGUUCGAUAGAACAGUCCAUACCAGCGAGGAAUGUACUGAUGGAAGGUCAAUUCUUCCAGAGGAGGCGAGAAUUAUCUCAUAUAUUCAAGGUGGUCCGGGCUUCCCGUGCGAGGUACCUUUGGCUAACUCAGGAUACACUAAGGUUUUGCUUGAUAGGGGAUUUCAGGUUCUCCACCUUGAUCAGAGGGGUACAGGAUUAAGUACUCCUUUAGAGGUUGACACGAUGAACAUGCUUGUGCCUAGAACGGAGAGUACUUCUGAAGAAGAGCAUGUUGAGAAACAAUUAAAAUUCAUACUCAACUUUAGAGCUGAUUCGAUCGUUGAGGAUUUUGAGGUAGUACGGAGGGCCUUACUUGGUGAAAAUAGGAAGUGGUCGAUUCUAGGGCAAUCUUUUGGCGGUUUUUGUUGCUUUACCUAUCUCUCGAAGUACUCUAAAUCGUUAAAAGAAGUAUUGAUAACUGGAGGGGUCCCACCAAUCAACUUAGGACCGGAGGAUGUUUAUCGGGCUACUUACGAAAGAACCAGGGAACGUAAUAGACAUUACUACGACAAAUAUCCACAGGAUAUACACAAGGUAAAGGCUAUCUUGAAGUAUCUAUCGGAGUGUGAAGUGGAGUUACCUAAUGGAGGUACACUAAGUGUAGAAAGAUUCCAGCUGUUGGGCUUAAUUUUCGGUGGAAAUGGUGGUACUGAUUCGCUCCAUCAAAUUGUAUUAAAGUUUCAUUACGAUUUGAAUUUAUGGGGUAAGCCAACAUAUCAAAUUUUAAGUGGUAUUCAGAAUAUCUUAGGUUUUGAUACUAAUGUAUUGUAUGCGUUAUUUCAAGAAGCUAUAUAUUGUGAUGCUAAUAAUGCUAACGUAACAAUUUCCAACUGGAGUGCUGACAGGUUAAGGCAUUUACCAGAAAGAAAAAACUUUGUGUACGCCGAUAUUGCUGGUACUGAAGAACCGGUAUACUUCACGGGUGAAAUGGUAUUCAAAUCAAUGUUUGAUGACUUUGCAGAAUUACGACCUUUUAAGAACUUGGCGUAUGCCUUACACGCGAACGUAUCUUGGUCUUCUUUAUAUGACGUUGAAGAAUUGAAAACUAUUACAUGGGAUAAAGUACCAGUUGUGGCGGCAACUUACUACUAUGACCAAUAUGUUGAUUUUGAUACUACCAUGCAAGUUAAGAAGAAUGUAUUCAAUAAUAAUGGUAAUUUGAAACAAUAUAUUACGAGUGAAUUUUUCCAUAAUGGUGUUCGAGCAAACCCUGAAAAGGUUUUGGGUUCAUUAUUUGAUCUACUUGAUUCAGAAGUGGAUUAG